Messenger RNA from Durusdinium trenchii, 1313 nucleotides. The record is from the annotation of a GenBank genome assembly. NCBI's taxonomy places the organism in Eukaryota, Dinophyceae, Suessiales, Symbiodiniaceae.
AAGGAGAGUGGGACUCAGAGAAGGGUGCUGAAGCGUUUGCCUUUGGCUGUAGGUGUCGUGCCCGAUUCCAACCACUGUUAAUCUAUGGUUCUUAAAGAACGACCAUUGAUUUGCUAUAAGGAUUUUACACACAACCAGGUCGCUCCCAUGUUCGAGAGGAUCCGGACCCUCAUAAACUAAGGGUUUUGUGGGGCCCCCAAACCCCUGUUAUAGAGGCUUCGACCCCCUUAGGGUGGCUCAACGUCUAGGCAGACGUGACUCGACCUUCCGACGCUCCGACCUGUUCGGGAACCGGUACAAAUAGACCUGGGUCAGACGCCUGUGUGCGAGAAAGGGGGUCCGACGUACUCCAACACACACCCACAUGGCACAGAAAGCCUCGCUAUUCCAACGCUGCUGCCGCCUUACGUCUGACUGCUCAGUAGUGCUGACCGCGCUGUCCUGGGAACCACCUCCGUCGAUGGCCUAAGCUGCUCCGGAUUUGGUCCGCAUGCGGCGGAGCGUGAAACAGGGCGCCGCCGCACUGGCGGCCAUUGCGCUCCUGCCAGAGGCAGCUCAUGCUGCUGUGAGCAAGGAAGCCAUCGCCAGUCUCCAGUGCCAGAUUUGCGAACACGCAGUGGAGGAGGCGAUCAUCUACUCCCGAGAGAAUCAGAUCUCCGGAGAGGAUGAAUUGGCCGAUACGAUCGACGGCCUUUGCUCAGUGAAGAAGAAAGAGGGGCGUUGGGUAGCACAUUUGGAUGUGGUACAGGAGGAUCCCGGAGGCCCCCUGUCGGUGGAGAAGCAGGACCAAUUGGGCUAUUGCAAAGGAGAGUGUACACUCGUGCAAAGGGCCUGUCAAAGCUCCUUGCGAGGCAAGGAAGACACCUUGGUCUCCUUACUGCUGAAGGGAACUGGCCCCAAGAAGAUCAAAGAGAAGGUGUGCAAAAAGAUUUGUGAUAAAAAGAGACCAAAGAUCUCUGACUGGAAGGACGAAGCCUUCGAAGCCCGCGAUCAGAAGGAGGUGGAGACUGAGGACAUGAUUGCCAAGAUGAAAGCCGAAACUGGCAUGGGCAUGAAGAUGUACAGACGAGAGGACCUCAUGGCGAUGUCAGAGGGUGACAUGGAGACCAUGGCCGCAAGAGAGGCCUAUGCCUCCGAGCGAAACGCUGCGCGCAUGUCUGAGAUGGAUUUAUAGCCACCGAACCGCUCGCCCCACCGGGUCGCGACCCGAACGGUGCGAGCGGAGCGUGGGACCGUGCGACCCGUGCGGAGCGUCAGGUUUGGAACGUGGGACCCGACGUGUGUUCCAUGGCCACGGAGCCGGGUGUUUGGGC